GACGACGCCGACGCAGACGCUAUAAGCGGAAGUAGAUUCUUUCGGUGUCCUUGUGCGACUCAAGCGAAGAUGAACAGACAGAUAUUUGCGCUGCAGAGGAUGGUGCGGCGGAGCAUCUCCAGCUCCAGCCGUCGCCAGGUGGAGAACCAGGUCCCACAGAAGCAGAAACUGUUUCAGGAGGACAACGGCAUCCCAGUUCACUUGAAAGGAGGCCCAGCCGACGCUCUGCUGUACAGAACAACGAUGGUCCUCACCAUCCUGGGAACCGGCUACGUCGUGUACGAGCUGGUGAGCGCAGCGUUCCCUAAGAAGAAAGACUGAAACUCCUAAAUGCUACCGCUGUCUUAUUUCAAUGUUUUAAAAAAAAUAAAUAACAACAACUGGCCAGGUGCUCCUCCUUGUAAUAUAAGUGAUAAAUAACUCCUGUUAUGGUGGGAAAUCUAGUUUCAUGUUCAUGGGAUCAAUAUUUAUUUCUUGUACUCUCCUGUCUCUACCUGACGACCUGAGGAUCAAUACAAUAAAAAACCUCUCAUGACC
Scomber scombrus (Atlantic mackerel) is the source of this 537-nucleotide messenger RNA. Its product is annotated as cytochrome c oxidase subunit 7A2, mitochondrial. The record is from RefSeq and is a predicted model, not a curated record. The coding region runs from base 70 to 321 and encodes 83 amino acids. NCBI's taxonomy places the organism in Eukaryota, Metazoa, Chordata, Actinopteri, Scombriformes, Scombridae. The transcript has 4 exons. Gene Ontology annotation, biological process: mitochondrial electron transport, cytochrome c to oxygen; regulation of oxidative phosphorylation; mitochondrial respirasome assembly.